This is a messenger RNA of Xenopus tropicalis (tropical clawed frog), 2758 nucleotides long. It is a transcript of the gene rft1, whose product is annotated as RFT1 homolog. Gene Ontology annotation, biological process: dolichol-linked oligosaccharide biosynthetic process. NCBI's taxonomy places the organism in Eukaryota, Metazoa, Chordata, Amphibia, Anura, Pipidae. The record is from RefSeq and is marked provisional. Gene Ontology annotation, cellular component: membrane; endoplasmic reticulum membrane.
ACAGUGUGCUAUCAAAAUGGGAUCGCAAGAGGUUCUGAUGGAUGCCACCAAACUAGCAUCCUAUAGCGUUAUUCUGCAGAUUUUAUUUCGGGUGCUUACUUUUGCACUGAAUGCGUUUACUUUGCGGUAUGUCUCAAAGGAGAUCAUUGGCAUCGUUAAUGUCCGGCUGACCCUGUUUUACACUACAGUGGUGUUUCUUGCACGUGAAGCUUUUCGGAGAGCCUGUCUGAGUCACUCUGCGCAACAGAGCUGGAGGCACACCAUCCACCUAACCUGGCUGGCGGUGCCCCUGGGCAUUUGCUGGUCAUUUAUCUUGGGAUGGAUCUGGCUGCAGAUUUUGGAAGUUCCAGAACCAGAAGCCAUCCCAUACUAUAAUAUCGGUGUCUGGGCAUUUGGAUUUUCUGCAGUGGUGGAACUUCUAGCCGAACCAUUCUGGGUCCUAGCCCAAGCACAUCUCUUUGUGAAACUAAAGGUAGUUGCUGAGAGUCUUGCAAUAAUCAUCCGCUGUUCUGUCACGGUCAUCCUGGUGCUUUUAUGCCCCCAAUGGGGACUUCUAAUCUUUUCUCUAGCUCAGGUCCUGUAUACCAGUGCACUUGCCUUGUGUUAUAUAGCAUACUUUGCAAGAUUCCUGGGUUCCCUGGAAGCAGAGAAAAAGCCCUUUCCACUUCGUAGAAUGAGGGAAUUCUUGCCCAGAUUUUCUUCUUCCCAGGCAUUCCUAGACUGGAAACAGGCCUGGCUGGCAUGGAGCUUCUUCAAACAGUCAUUCCUAAAGCAGAUCCUGACUGAAGGUGAACGAUAUGUGAUGACUUUCCUAAAUGUGCUGUCGUUUGGGGAUCAGGGUGUGUAUGACAUUGUCAAUAACCUGGGCUCACUCGUAGCUCGCUUCAUUUUUCUGCCAAUAGAGGAGAGCUUCUAUGUGUUCUUUGCUAAGGUCCUGGAAAGGGGGAAGAAAGUCCAGAGCCAAAGAAAGGAGGAGAUCUCCAUGGCAUCUGAAGUGCUGGAAUCACUGCUCAAACUGGUGACACUGAUUGGUCUGGUUAUCAUUGCUUUUGGAUAUGCGUAUUCCCAUCUGGCACUGGAUAUAUAUGGUGGAUCCAUGUUAAGUGGGGGUUCUGGUCCUGUCCUGUUGCGCUGCUACUGUCUAUAUGUUCUCCUGCUUGCUAUCAAUGGAGUCACUGAAUGCUUCACGUUUGCUUCUAUGGGCAAAGAAGAUGUGGACAGGUAUAACUACGUCAUGCUUGGUCUGUCCCUGAGUUUUUUGUGCCUGUCCUACUACAUGACCCUCUGGCUGGGAAGUGUAGGCUUCAUUCUAGCAAAUUGCUUUAAUAUGGGACUGCGGAUCACCCACAGUUUGCUUUACAUUAUGAGAUAUUAUAAAGGAAGCCCUUACCAGCCACUCAUUGGCCUCCUGCCAUCCCCUGUUGUUGUCUGUGUCCUGGCUGUCAGUGCUGCAGUGACUGGCUACUCAGAGGUUGCCCUGUGUUGUGACAAAGGGUGGCUACUCUGUCUGGGCCACAUUGUGGUGGGAGGACUCUGUUUGUUGGUCACACUUGGGGCUGCCGUCUUGUCCGAAAAGAAACUAACACACUUCAUUCGCAGCCAUCUCUUAUCCAGACACCAGAGGAAAGAGCAGUAAUGUGACAGAAUCUGGAAACCUAUCCAGUACCUUCUCCUGUGGUCGGAGCAUGUCAAAAAUAGAGAAGAAAUUACUAUUGACCCUCUGUGGUGCAGAAGGAAUUGGUGCAUUUGGCAUAUGGUUAACUGACUUUGGCUUUAGUUUAUUAACAUUUUUGUACAUUAGGAGUUAAAAGAGAACUUUCUGGAACAAUACAACGAAUCUGUAUUUGCCAAUGGACCAAAAUAUUUUAAUUGCAUUGAAAUGCGCCUGCAUAACAUUCUCCCAAAUCACAAAGGCAUAUAUACAUAUUUUGACAGAUAUUUUUGUUAUUCUUUAAACACCGUAGCAUGAGAAGGAAGAAAGCAAUUUUUUCUUCCCUAGGCCUUUUUCCUGCCACUUUGGACAUUCCUUGGCCAUGACUGUUUAUUCCUUAGCAUUUGUGUGAUAUUGAUUCAAGCUGUGGGGAUAUGGGGUUUGACGUAUUUAAAAAUAAAGCCAAACAAUAUAUUUUAGGCAUAAUGUCGGUAAAUGAAACUAAAUUGAUAGCAUCUGUAGAAUCGUGAUGAUACAAUGAAAGUGAUUGAUGCUGACCCGUUUGAAAGGUUGAAUUGGAGGGGAGCCAUUGUUAAACCCCCCCUCCCCUACAGAAAGCUGGCUAGCACCUGGCUGUGUCAGGAUUUGGUAUGGCUUUACUGUAUUGGUCAACCAAAGGCAACCAGAUUUGCCUUGGGAUAUUGCUACAAUUCAGUAGGUAAAUCAGGGUUUGAUUGGAUUUUGUAUCCCCAAAUCUUUUGCAAAGGAUUUAGUCUGUAUCCAGAUUGUACAAUUCAUGAAUGUACAUACUUGGUGUGAAGAGAAUCUUAGCAAGUCAGACUCUCGUGUAGCACAAAUGCCUUAGAUACACCCAGCUGGCAACACAAGGGAGUGUCUUACCUUAAAUGAACCUUGUGAGAGCACAGACUUAUUUAUUUAUUUGGGUUUAUAAUUUAGUCAGACUUAAUUAUGGGCAUUGAGUCCUUUGGUGGUUAAAGCUUAACUGUGUUCUUUUAAUAUAUAUCUAUGUAUUGUAUGAUAAAGUGGUUCCCUGGAGAAUAUAUUUUUUUUUAUACAAGAUAAAAAGUAAAAUAAUUAUACUAAAAA